This is a messenger RNA of Echinops telfairi (small Madagascar hedgehog), 907 nucleotides long. Its product is annotated as protein HP-25 homolog 1-like. Gene Ontology annotation, molecular function: protein binding. The transcript is spliced from 3 exons. The record is from RefSeq and is a predicted model, not a curated record. Lineage: Eukaryota; Metazoa; Chordata; Mammalia; Afrosoricida; Tenrecidae. The coding region runs from base 65 to 709 and encodes 214 amino acids.
GUUUCAAAAACCAAGCUGAUAAGACAGGACUAACACAAGUAAGGUGACCAUCCAAAGACCCUCCAUGCCCCGGGACACAGGAAGGACUCUCUCCAUGGCCAUUGCUGGUUUCUGGAUUUGGGCCCUAUCUGUCCCAUUACUUGUGGUCAAUGCAACAUCUCCUCCUAUACCUCCUUCACCUUGUGGACCUCCAGGACCCCCAGGGCCCCCAGGACCCCCAGGACCUCCAGGACUUCCCGGUCCACCAGGAUUACGAGGUCUUUCAGGGCCAACUGGACCCAUUGGGCCACCUGGACAGGUGGUCAAGUGCCCACAAUCCGCCUUUUAUGUGAAACAGAGUGGACCCUUCCCCAAGUCCUCGAAGCCCAUUGUCUUCCAAGAGGCUCUGUAUAACCAUCCGGGCCACUUUGACCCGGCCACUGGAGUGUUCACCUGCACCAUCCGUGGUGUAUACAAGUUUGGCUUUGAUAUUGCACUGUCUGAGAAUGCGGUCAAGGUGAGCCUGAUCAGGAACAGCAAGCAGGUGAGGGACAAACGUGCAGAGGCCAAGAACAGCGAGGAGCAACUCUCAGGAAGUUUCAUCUUGCAGCUGGAGGAAGGGGACAAGGUCUGGCUGGAGUCCAAGCUGGACAAAGGGCAAUCUCCACAAGGGACUACUCAAACUAUGUUCUAUGGGUUUCUCAUCAGCAGUAAUCCAAGCCUGGAAUAACAGUGUGCUUUUCUUCCUUAAGUCGCUCUGAAUUUAAGAGGCAGUGUGAAUGGUAGGGGCAGGGAUGGGUGGGGGCGGGAAGCUUUUCAUCUCAAAUAUUUCCAUGAGCACCGCUGGAUAAUGCAUACUUUGCAACCUUGAGAAUAACCUAGUUGAUAGAACACUGAUCACUGACACCAAUAAAGACAAUGAAAUCAA